Ahaetulla prasina is the source of this 1616-nucleotide messenger RNA. It is a transcript of the gene ACTA1, whose product is annotated as actin alpha 1, skeletal muscle. The transcript has 7 exons. Gene Ontology annotation, cellular component: striated muscle thin filament; stress fiber; actin filament. Gene Ontology annotation, biological process: skeletal muscle thin filament assembly. Lineage: Eukaryota; Metazoa; Chordata; Lepidosauria; Squamata; Colubridae. The record is from RefSeq and is a predicted model, not a curated record. Bases 170 to 1303 code for a protein of 377 amino acids.
CACCCAAAUAUGGAGACAUUCCUGUGGGUCGGCGACAGGGGAGGGGAGAAGCCAGCAAGGGCCUAUAUAAAACCCGCCGGGCUUUCGGAAGGCCACCGACCAGCAGAGCUGGGAAGAAGCGGCAACCGGAGCUGAGAGCCAGGAACCAACCCCCAAGAAAGCCAACAUCAUGUGUGAUGAGGAUGAGACCACCGCACUUGUGUGCGACAACGGCUCCGGCUUGGUGAAGGCUGGCUUUGCCGGGGAUGACGCCCCUAGGGCUGUCUUUCCCUCCAUUGUUGGCCGCCCACGUCAUCAGGGUGUCAUGGUGGGUAUGGGUCAAAAAGACUCCUACGUAGGGGAUGAAGCCCAGAGCAAAAGAGGUAUCCUGACCCUGAAGUACCCCAUUGAACAUGGCAUCAUCACCAACUGGGAUGACAUGGAGAAAAUCUGGCAUCAUACUUUCUACAAUGAGCUCCGUGUUGCCCCUGAGGAGCACCCCACCCUGCUCACUGAAGCCCCUCUUAACCCCAAGGCCAAUCGUGAAAAGAUGACCCAGAUCAUGUUUGAGACCUUCAACGUCCCUGCCAUGUAUGUGGCCAUCCAGGCUGUGCUGUCCCUCUAUGCCUCUGGCCGUACUACUGGUAUUGUGCUGGACUCUGGCGAUGGUGUCACCCACAACGUGCCCAUCUAUGAGGGUUAUGCCCUGCCCCAUGCCAUCAUGCGUUUGGACUUGGCUGGUCGGGAUCUCACUGACUAUCUGAUGAAGAUUCUGACUGAGAGAGGCUACUCUUUUGUCACCACCGCUGAACGUGAGAUUGUCCGUGACAUCAAGGAAAAGUUGUGCUAUGUGGCUCUGGACUUUGAGAACGAGAUGGCAACAGCUGCCUCUUCUUCCUCUCUGGAGAAGAGCUAUGAAUUGCCUGAUGGCCAGGUCAUCACCAUCGGCAAUGAACGUUUCCGUUGCCCAGAGACCCUUUUCCAGCCUUCCUUCAUUGGUAUGGAAUCCGCUGGUAUUCAUGAGACAACCUACAACAGCAUCAUGAAGUGUGAUAUUGACAUCAGGAAGGACCUGUAUGCCAACAAUGUCAUGUCUGGUGGCACCACCAUGUACCCCGGUAUUGCUGACCGUAUGCAGAAGGAAAUCACUGCUCUGGCUCCCAGCACAAUGAAGAUCAAGAUCAUUGCCCCCCCAGAGCGUAAAUACUCUGUCUGGAUCGGAGGGUCCAUCUUGGCUUCCCUGUCCACCUUCCAACAGAUGUGGAUCACAAAACAGGAAUAUGAUGAAGCCGGCCCAUCCAUUGUCCACCGUAAAUGCUUCUAAACAUGUUUACAGAAAAGAUCACUUAUUAUUAUUAUUACUACUACUUGGUAACUACUCUCAGGAUGACGACAUUGUGAAGUGCAGGCUGUUGAACACCUGCUCAAGCCACAUUAAGGUUCAAUUUUAUACCAAUGUCUAUGUGACGGUUGCUGCAGACGCCAUGUGAUACUGAGUGUUUGUAAAGUGUACAUAAAAUUAACUUAUUUUACCUCAUUUUGUUAUUUCUCAAAACAAUGCCCUGCGGAAGGAAACCAAAACAAAAAAAAACUUUCAAGAAGCAUUAAAUCAUCAGUCAUUCUGUCAUGCCCCAACA